GUGUGUGUGUGUGCAUACAAGCAUGUGUGUGCUUGUAAGUGUGUGUGUGUGUGUGUAUAUGUAUUAUCAGAGAGGCUGUUUUCUGCCAAGCGAGACCAAUCAUUUGACUUGAUUCGGUAUUUGAAAGCUGCCGUUGUGGAGCAAUGCGAGCAAGCCCACCAUUAGGGGCCAAUAUAUUUCCAAAACAAUUUCGCCUAUUCAUGUUACGCAAAUGUGGAGGCUGCCGCAAAUGACCGUAAUCAAUUGAAACGGGGAGCAGGCAUCUGUCCCCUCUGAUUAUCUGGAGAUCAUCUAUCAGUUUGAUGUGUUUGGAACGAGGCGAGGGGCCACUCCAUCGGUGCAGAGCUUUUUCUCCCGUAACUCCAUGAUCAUUGGCAAGUGACUCGGGCUAGCAGUGACGGGGAGGAGGGGGCGCCGAGGCUGCCUCCCCCGCAUCAUUAGCUUGCUGACUUCAGCGGGGGCAACGCGCUGUUUUACCAAAAGGACAAAAACACGGACAUUACCCCGAGACGCCGAAAACAAGACAAUAUUCUCCAUUCACCCGUUUUUUGCCCCCGCAUUCCGGAGAGGUCGAGACGAAAGGGCGGAACACGAGGCAGACGAUCUGAGAUCAUGGAGGUCCACUACAACCAGGACCCCGAGCCGGCCGCGAUGCUGAAGAACGGACUCAAGGACGGGAAGGAGAGCAAGGACUCGCAGGGCAAGAUCUCCAAAACCUUCCUGAAGGAGCCCCCAGAGUCCUUCUCCCCAUCCAGUGGUACCGACGCCUGUGAGAAGAACCGCUCGAGCACCGGGGACCCUGACUACUGCAGGCGCAUAUUAGUGCGAGAUGCCAAAGGGUCGAUCCGAGAGAUUAUUCUGCCGAAAGGUCUGGACCUGGACCGGCCCAAGCGCACCAGGACCUCCUUCACGGCCGAGCAGCUCUACAGGCUGGAGAUGGAGUUCCAACGCUGCCAGUACGUGGUGGGGAGGGAGCGGACCGAGCUCGCACGACAGCUCAACCUGUCAGAAACUCAGGUAAAGGUGUGGUUUCAGAACCGGCGCACCAAGCAGAAGAAGGACCAGGGCAAGGACACGGAGCUGCGGUCGGUGGUGUCGGAGACGGCGGCCACAUGCAGCGUCCUGCGUCUGCUGGAACAGGGCCGGCUGCUGACCAACCCGGGGCUGCUGCCGUCGCACUGCGGCUCCGCGCUGCGCGGGCCCUCCAUGGGCCUGGGGGUCGGGGUCGGGGUCGGGGUCGGGGUCAGCGUCUCCACGGCAACCGGCGGCAGCGGGUCCGGCGGGUCCAGCGGGUCCAGCUCCGGGUCCAGCAGUGCGGGCACCACGGUCAGUGCCAGUCCUCCGCUGCCCCCCGUCACCAGCGCUGGAGCCUCCGCUGCCGCCUCGGGCAUGCAGAGCUCGCCCCCCGGGGGGCACCACCCCCACCACCCCGCGCACCCCCACCCCGGCAUCUUCAGCUUCCCCAUGCCCUCUCUGCUGGGCACGGUGGCCGGACGCAUCUCCUCCACGCCGCUGGCCAUGGCCGGCUCGCUGGCCGGCAACCUGCAGGAACUCUCCGCCCGCUACCUGAGCUCCUCCGCGUUUGAACCCUACUCCCGGACCAACGGCAAAGAGCCGCUGGACAAGAAGGCUCUGGAAUGAUGCGGAAUCAUUCUUAAUGUCGCUGUAUUGUUUUUUUUAUGAUUAUUAUGGGCUGUUUUUUGAAGUUAAGGGGUGGGUGUGGUUUUUUUUCUAUCUCUCUCUGUGAAUCCCACUUCUGUGUCCUGUUUGUGAUGUGAUUGUCAUUCUUGUACUCCUCUCUUUGCACACACACAUAGCAAUGCCCGUCUGACGGACACACACACACACACAUGCACACACACACACCACAUACACACACACACACGCACGCACACACACACACACACACACACACACACACACACACACACACACACACUCAAGCUACAAGCUCCGCUGAUUUGUCGUCAAUAGAACCGGGUGGUUUUGCACUGAAAUCAGCUUUACCUCCUGAUGUGAUGUUCACGGACCCUGGCAUGAACCUACGGGUCUGGCCCGGGACUGGCCAUUCUGUCCUAGAUUAGGAACACAAUCGUUCCCCGGUCAGCUGCCGUCUCAAUCCAUUCAGGGGGGUCAGCUGCGUUUUAGCCAUUCCACCUGAACACACACACAGUCUUCGUGCCUCCUCCACCUCCUGAGGAAGGAGCGGUCCAUGGUGAUGACGUUGAAAACACACCGAGCGGACAAGAGACUACUCAUUUCAUUGAGCCCUCUGUACACAGACACAUGACUGAGGUUCUGCAGUGUAUUGAUGUGAUAUCACCAUGACUAUUUAGUUUGGAAAAUCGUCACAAAAAAUGAGUAUUAAUCAUGGAUACUAUGGCAGUCUAGAGGAGGUAACACAUAUGAAAUGUGUUGACUAUUUCAGUACGGUGUCAAAGUAGGAAUAAAAACUGACAGUAAACAGCAUUUGAAUGUUGACAAAUUUACUGAACAGAUUGCAAUAUUACCAUGACUUAAACUUAUAAAAAAAAAUGUUUUGUUUCCUAGUUUGAAGUGAUUUUAAUAUUUUGGACAGAAACCAAACAAAAGCUCAUGGAAGAUGAACUGUUCUGUGUCUAUUGUCUGCAAAAUGCUUUUCUCAUCUGGGGUCCUGGCCAUUGUCCGUUCUUCAUGUCCAGUCCGGAGCGUGCGAGCCUCCGUGUUUUUAAAUAUGCAGUAGUCCUCCUCUCUCUCAAAUGGUCGGUGUGGUGUCCAUGUGCUCAGGACCCACGGUCCCCUCGAUGCGGCCGAAGGCAAAGCAAUCCAGGAGCGCUGUGGAGUUGGGAGAGAUGUGGUGGACAGCACUGCUCACGGACUCUUACGGGUUACGGACGCAUCUCAUUUUACCGUGAAAUGACCAGUGCUUCAGCGGCACCCGUGUGGAAGGUCUGAAACAUUUCUUUCCUUCUGGACAUCCCCAUCGCCACUUCAGACCUGUGACG
Molecule: messenger RNA, 2984 nt
Organism: Alosa alosa (allis shad)
Lineage: Eukaryota; Metazoa; Chordata; Actinopteri; Clupeiformes; Clupeidae
Gene: vax1
Product: ventral anterior homeobox 1
Exons: 3
Coding region: 613-1641 (342 amino acids)
Biological process (GO): brain development; regulation of DNA-templated transcription; central nervous system development
Molecular function (GO): DNA-binding transcription factor activity, RNA polymerase II-specific; DNA binding
Source: RefSeq, a predicted model, not a curated record